Messenger RNA from Capra hircus (goat), 879 nucleotides. RefSeq names its product solute carrier family 7 member 13. Lineage: Eukaryota; Metazoa; Chordata; Mammalia; Artiodactyla; Bovidae. Gene Ontology annotation, cellular component: membrane. The record is from RefSeq and is a predicted model, not a curated record. Gene Ontology annotation, molecular function: L-amino acid transmembrane transporter activity. Gene Ontology annotation, biological process: amino acid transmembrane transport.
AUGGAUAAAGAGAGGAAGAUACAGCUCAAGAGAGUAUUUGGAUGUUGCUGGGUGAGGUUUCUAAUUGCAGAUAUAACUGGAGCAGAUGUUUUUGUGGCCCUCAAAGGGGUGUUGAAGUCCUCAUGCAUCAAUCCAGGGCUCUCCCUGAGCAUCCAGGUUGAUUGGGCCCUGUGGUCCUUUAUGACCCCUCUCCACUCAGCAGAGGUAGGUGUGACUUUCCCAUGCAGUGGAGCUUGCUACUGUUUUCUCAAGAGGUGUUUUGGCAAUAUGAUCUCUUUCCUGAAUCUCUGGACCACCUUUCUGGGUCCAGGGCUCACUGCCAGGCAGGCUCUGCUCCUUGCCUAGUACAGUAUCCAGCCUUUGUAUCCCAGGUGCUCUGCUCCAAAGCUGCUGAAGAAAUGUCUGGCGCUGGGAAUUCUGAGUUCUUGUGGUGUGAGAGAGGUGACUUGGCUUCAGAUAGCCAGCAUGUUGCUGGAAAUGGCCACACUCGGCCUUGUUUCCCUAAGCGCAGUAGUGUUGCUGGUAAAAGUGAGGAAGGAGAAUCUAGAAUUAUUUCCGAACUCUUUCAAUGCUGAGUUUCUAGAAGCCUCCCAGUUGACAGAAGCCAUCUUCCAAGGAUAUUUUGCAUAUUCAGGUGGGGGAUGCUUUACGUAUCCAGCAGGGGAGCUCAAGAAACCCAGAAAAACAAUUCUAAAGAACAUAUUUCCUGCAUUCCCUCUGGUAACUCUUGUUUAUUUACUGGUUAACAUUUCCUACCUGACUGUUCUGACACCCAAGGAAAUUCUCUCUUCAGUGGCUGGCCCCAUUCUCAGGCUAAAUUUGGCGUUCGCACGGUCACAUAUGGCCCACAAGGCACAGCUCUACCAAGAUGACCUGUAG